Aspergillus niger is the source of this 1041-nucleotide messenger RNA. RefSeq lists its product as uncharacterized. The record is from RefSeq and is a predicted model, not a curated record. The transcript has a single exon. Bases 1 to 1041 code for a protein of 346 amino acids. NCBI's taxonomy places the organism in Eukaryota, Fungi, Ascomycota, Eurotiomycetes, Eurotiales, Aspergillaceae. Gene Ontology annotation, molecular function: oxidoreductase activity, acting on the CH-OH group of donors, NAD or NADP as acceptor.
AUGUCCCAAAUCCUCAUCACUGGCGGCACCGGCUUCCUCGCCAAUACUCUAAUCGACGUGCUUCUCUCGCGCGGCCACAACGUAAUCACAACAGUCCGCAGCGCAGAAAAGGCCUCCCAGCUCCGAUCCCUCCGUCCAGAUAUUCCUUCACACCGGCUCACCAUCAAAAUCGUACCCGACAUCUCCCUCCUCUCUGCUUUCGACUCCGCCGUGGUCAAUAAUCCCCCUCUAACAGGGGUAAUCCACACCGCGAGCCCCUUCCACUACAGCAUCGACAACAUCAAAAAGGACAUGCUCGACCCGGCUGUCAACGGCACGAUUGGGAUUCUCCGCUCAGUGCAUAAAUAUGCGCCCACUGUCAAGAAAGUCGUGAUUACCUCGUCGUUCGCGGCGAUGUGGAAUCCCAGUAAACCUGCUGGAAGCAAGUACUCCGAGAGUGACUGGAAUAAUGUUACGUGGGAAGAGGCGGUUAGUCCUGCGAAUGCGCAGGGGCAGGCAGGGUAUCGGACGAGUAAGGCGCUUGCGGAGCGGGAAGCGUGGGGGUUUAUGGAGAGGGAGAAGCCGUCGUUCGGGUUGACUGUUAUGAAUCCUUCGUUGAUAUUUGGGCCUGUGGUGCCAGGGUCGUUGAGGAAUCUGGGGGAGGUGAAUACGUCGAAUACGAGGAUUAGGGAUUUCGUGGCGGGUAGGUUUAGGGAGAAGUGUCCUCCUACUGGGAGUGCGUUUUGGGUGGAUGUUAGGGAUGCGGCGAUGGCGCAUGCGGUGGCGUUGGAGAAGGGGGGGGAGACGGAUGGGAAGAGGUAUUUUUUGACUUCUGGAGGGUUUUGUAAUAGGGAGAUUGUGGAGGUCAUUGGGGAGGAGUUUCCGGAGGUUAAGGGGGGGUUGCCGGUGGGUGAGGCGUUGAGGGAUGGGGAGUAUCCUGAGGGAGGACCGAAGUAUGGGUUUGAUAAUGGGGCGUCGGUUAGGGAUUUGGGGUUGGUUUAUCGCGAGUUGAGGGAGAGUGUGAGGGAUACGGUGCUUAGUUUGAGGGGGGUUCCGGAGUAA